CUCCAACCAAGCCACUAAGCCAAAGUCAACAGUGCAAAUAUUGUCGCGUCAGUGCUACAAUCCGCGACUCCGAUUAUCUCGGCUGUUGUCUUGCAUCCAUCAACUUCAAUUCGCUCAACCCUCCUUGGAGUCCCGUAUUUAUCUCCGGCUUCCAGCCCAUGAACCUGCCCAGCUGAUCGACCUCAACCAAAGCCACGAUGAACGGCUUAGGUAGCCACUUCCCUCCAGGCGUGGCCUGGCAGGAGCAUCGCACUCCCGAUGGUCGCAUCUAUUAUUACAAUUCUGCUACCAAAGUGACACAAUGGACCAAGCCAGAGGAUCUGAUGUCGCAUGCAGAGCGCGCCCUUGCCAACCAACCAUGGAAGGAAUACACCGCUGAAGGUGGCAGGAAGUAUUGGUACAACACUGAGACGAAGCAGAGCUCGUGGGAAAUGCCAGAGGCCUACAAGAAGGCACUUGGGGACAGUGGAACGCCAACCUCUCCUGUCACUCCGGCUACUCCUUUCCAGCCUCCCUCAGGCCCCCAUCAAGCGAAUUACGGCGGUGGUGGAGGUGGCUAUGGAGAGAGGUCCCAUGAUCACUACCGUGACCACCGAGAACCUCUAGGAGAGCACCGCCAGCUCACCUUUGGGAAUAAUGUUCAGGCACAGGCCUUUGUACCUGCAACAAAUGAACCAGAAUAUGCGACACCCGAGGAAGCAGAGGCUGCCUUCGUCAAGCUUCUCCGCCGCAGUGGUGUUCAGCCAGAUUGGACAUGGGAGCAAGCUUUGCGAGCCAUCGUGAAAGACCCACAAUAUCGCGCUGUCAAAGAUCCCAAGGAUAGAAAGGCAGCAUUCGAAAAGUACUGCUAUGAUGUCCUCAUUCAGGAUAAGGAGCGCGCAAAGGAGAGGCUCACCAAACUACGCGCUGGCUUCACUACAAUGCUGAAGAGCCACCCGGAGAUCAAGCACUACACUCGCUGGAAGACGGCCCGGCCAAUCAUUGAAGGAGAGACCAUCUUCCGCUCCACCAAUGAUGAGGCAGAACGUCGCCAGUUGUUUGAAGAUUACAUGGUGAAUCUCAGAAAGACACAUCGAGAGCAUCAAACCUCGGUGCGCAAGAGUGCCAUGGACGGCUUGAUUGAGCUCUUGCCAAAGCUGAACUUGGAGCCUUACACCCGCUGGUCAGAGGCUCAAGAUGUCAUCCAGACCUCCCCACCUUUCAAGAACGAGGAGAAGUACAAGUCACUCACCAAGUAUGAUAUCCUGACUGUCUUCCAAAACCACGUCAAGUCAUUGGAGCGCACUUUCAAUGACCUCAGACAGGAGGAGAAGAACAAGAAGUAUCGGAAGGAGCGCCAAGCUCGCGAUGGGUUCCUGGCCCUUCUUGCCGAACUGCGGAGCGAGGGUAAAAUCAAGGCCGGCACCAAAUGGAGCCAGGUUUACCCUCUGAUCGGAAGCGAUGACCGUUACAAGGCCAUGUCCGGCCAGCCCGGAUCCACCCCCAUGGACUUGUUCUGGGAUGUGGUGGAGGAAGAAGAACGCGCCUUACGUGGCCCUCGAAACGAUAUUCUGGAUGUGGUUGAUGAUAAACACUUCGAGGUCACCCCCAAGACAACCUUCCAAGAGUUCCAGUCGCUACUUAAAGAUGAUCCUCGCACUGCUAACAUUGAACGUGACACCGUCGAGUUCAUUUUCGAAAAGCUUCGAGAGAAGAAGGCCAAGAGGUCAGACGAUGACAAGCUGGUCGAGCGCCAGCAGCGGCGUGCCCUUGAUGACCUGCGUUCCUUCAUGAAGCGCCUCGAUCCUCCAAUCUUGCCUCACGACACCUACGAGAGGGUCAAGGCCCGGCUGAGUAGGAGUGACAAGUUCCAGGCUGUCCUUUCGGAGGAAGCACGCCGUGGAGCCUUUGAAAAGCACGUUCGCCGCCUCAGAGAGAAGGAGGAGGAGGCCGACCGGGACCGCCGGCGCCGUGAUCGCGGGGAUAGCUAUCGGGAUAGAGGUGAGAGAUCUCAUCGAGGAAGUAUGCGCCCCGCUAGGUCCAGCCGCAGUCCCGCCGAGCACGACCCUUAUGAGGCCGAUCGUCGCAAGGCCAUUGCCGAGCGAGAGCGCAACUACCGGAAAUCGAGCAUGGCGGAGAGCCUGUUGUCCGAUCGUAGAUCUCACGACUCAGCCAGGGACCGUGACCGUGACCAAGAUCGCGUGCCAAGGGACCGCGAGCGCGAGCGAGAUCGAGAUCGAGAUCGUGAUCAUGACCGCCGCUCUCGUCGGGAUGACGAACUCAAUCUCUACGACCGAGAGAGACGCACUAGAGAGGAAGACCGGGAGAGGGUCUAUCGCAGGCGAGUGGACCGCGACGUCAGCGAACUUCCCUACGGUGAUGAGAGACCUAGUUCAUCUCGUCGUCGCCGGGCUGACGACGACGAGAUCGAUCGCCGAGAUUCGAGGGAUGCAAAAAGAUUGAAGCCAGACUAUUCCCGUGAGCGUACCCCUCAACGUGAUGCCCGUCCCAAAGCUAGGACCCCACAGCCCGCAAAGGAGAAAUCGCCUGGCGUUCGAGCGGGUAGUGAAGAGGGCGAAAUCGAGGAGGAUUAGUCGGCAACGUCGACAUCCCCUCCCUAACUGGCGACCGAAGAAUGUCGCCGUUACAACCUGCGUCUCCAUUCUAGUACCUCGAAGGUCUUCUAUAGAAAGACCAAGAAAGGACCGAAUCAUUUCGAGGCGUCAUGGUUGCCUGUCACGUGGAGCAUCGUUUCACCAAGUACGUAUCGGAUUAUCAUACUCAGCAUGUCAGAUUCGCAGAGAUGACCGCACAGAAGCAGAGAUGUCUCGCUAGAUCAUCAUCACCCUUCGAUGCGGCACUCCCACUAUCGUCGUCCUAAUUCCUCGCCAUGGCGGCUCGACGCUACACCCCACCCCUCCCCGAGGUCCCUUUUGCUUCUGGACUCGGCGGAUUGCAGUCUCAUGCGCACUUAACGGGGGAAAUUGCGUAACAAGAUCCUGGGCUGUACGUAUUCCUUCUCUUCUUCGCUACAGUCAAAAAGUCUGGUAUUAUAUCCAGCAGUAGAUAGUAAUUGAUUUGUGUAUGUGUAA
Molecule: messenger RNA, 3071 nt
Organism: Phialemonium atrogriseum
Lineage: Eukaryota; Fungi; Ascomycota; Sordariomycetes; Cephalothecales; Cephalothecaceae
Product: U1 snRNP
Exons: 6
Coding region: 198-2573 (791 amino acids)
Biological process (GO): mRNA cis splicing, via spliceosome
Cellular component (GO): U1 snRNP; U2-type prespliceosome
Molecular function (GO): RNA binding; protein binding
Source: RefSeq, a predicted model, not a curated record